Xiphophorus maculatus (southern platyfish) is the source of this 2739-nucleotide messenger RNA. Its product is annotated as oocyte zinc finger protein XlCOF6-like. The record is from RefSeq and is a predicted model, not a curated record. Bases 122 to 2227 code for a protein of 701 amino acids. Gene Ontology annotation, molecular function: DNA-binding transcription factor activity; RNA polymerase II cis-regulatory region sequence-specific DNA binding. Gene Ontology annotation, biological process: regulation of transcription by RNA polymerase II. Lineage: Eukaryota; Metazoa; Chordata; Actinopteri; Cyprinodontiformes; Poeciliidae. The transcript has 2 exons.
ACGCACCAGAGAUAAAACAGAGCACAGAUAGCAGCGUUAGCAUAGCCUUUGUUAGAAGGCAGUUUGAAGACGAGUUUAUAGGUUUGAUAUAUAUUUGUACAUUUGAGUGUUUGUAGCAACAAUGUCUUCAGUUCAGCCUAAGAGAAAAUGGAUUAACGAGCAGUUAACUCCUGCCGAAGAAACAGAGUUUAAAGAAAUCAUGGAUAAUCAGCGCAGACUGCUGGAUUUCUCCCGAUCACCCCUGAUAAUCUUACACCGAAUAGAUCUUCCACAAUGCUGUGUAUGUAAAAAGGAGGAGGUUGUCACUGAGCUCAGCAACCAGGAUGGGGACUUCACUUUAGAUCAAGAAAAAACAGAACCUUUGGUGAUAAAAAUAGAGCAAGACGAACCAGAGCAUCUGGAGAUAAAACAUGAACAAGAAGAACCAGAGCAUCUGGAGAUAAAACAUGAGCAAGAAGAACCAGAACAUCUGGAGAUAAAACAUGAACAAGAAGAAUCAGAGCAUCUGGAGAUAAAACAUGAACAAGAAGAACCAGAGCAUCUGGAGAUAAAACUGUUCAAAGUGGAAGAGAAUAAACCCUUCUCCAGUCAGGAUGAAGAGCAGCUUGUGCUGAAACAGGAGACUGGAGACAUUUUGGUGACUCCUUCUAAUGUGCAAAGAAUCAACAAUGAAACAGAACCAAACAAGAACCAAAAAAUGCUAAAGAAAAGUCACCAAGACCAAAAUUUAUUUGCCUGUAAAAUUUGUGAUAAAACCUUUUCCUAUAACAGUAACUUGACUAAACACAUGAGAAGUCACUCAGGGGAGAAGUCUUAUUCAUGUAAAACCUCAAGAAAAAGUUCAGAUCCUGACUUUACAACUCAUAAGGGAAAGAAGCUUUCCUCAUGUGUUGUUUGUAGCAGAAGUUUCAGGAACAAAAGUAAUUUAAAUAAUCAUAUGAAAACUCACAAACCUAAGAAGACUUUCUCAUGUAUAAACUGUCCAAAAACAUUUAAUCAAAAAAGCAAUUUAACUACUCACAUGAGGAUUCACACAGGCAAGAAAGCUUUCUCUUGUGUGACCUGUGGAAAAAAAUUCAGAAACAAAGCUCAUUUAAUUUCUCACAUGAGAAUUCACACUGGUGAGAAGCCUUUCACAUGUAUGACGUGUGGAAAAAGUUUCACUCAAAUAGGUCAUGUAGGUGCUCAUAUGAAAAGUCACACAGGUGAAAAACCUUUCACCUGUGUGACUUGUGGAAAACAAUUUAGGGAAAAAAGGGGUUUGAUUUCUCACAUGAGAAGCCACACAGGUGAAAAGCCUUUCUCAUGUGGGACCUGCCAAAAAAGUUUUUUCACAAAAGAUGGUUUAUCUUGCCACAAGAGAAUUCACAAAGGUGAGAAGCCUUUCUCGUGCAAGAGCUGUGAAAAAACAUUCACCACUAAAAGUUGUUUAGCUUCUCACAUGAUGACACAUACUGAUGAGAAGCCUUUCUCAUGUGGGACCUGUGGAAAAGGUUUAAGUAGCAGAUCUCAUUUUACUUAUCACAUGAAGACUCACACUGGUGAGAAGCCUUUCACAUGUUGUACUUGUGGAAAAAGCUUCAUUCAAAAAAGUCAUUUGGCUACUCAUAUGAAAGAUCACACGGGCGAGAAGCUUUUCACAUGUGGGAUCUGUGGAAAAGAUUUUAGUCUAAGACGCUGUUUAACUAUUCACAUGAGAACACACACAGGUGAGAAGCCUUUCACAUGUGGGACCUGUGGAAAAGGUUUCUCUACAAAAGAUGGUUUAAACUCUCACAUGAGGAUCCACACAGGUGAGAAACCGUUCUCAUGCAAGUGGUGUGAAAAAAGCUUCACCAAUAAAACCAAUUUAACUUUUCACAUGAGAAGUCACACAGGUGAGAAGCCUUUUUCAUGUACAACAUGUGGAAAGAAUUUUAGGGUAAGAAGUUCUUUAACUAUUCACAUAAGGACUCACACAGGUGAGAAGCCUUUCUCAUGUAUGACUUGUGGAAAGAGUUUUAGUGCAAGAAAUUGUUUAACUAUUCACAUGAGAACUCACACAGGUGAGAAGCCUUUCUUAUGUGUGACAUGUGGAAAGAGUUUUAGGGAAAAAGGGGCUUUAACUUCUCACAUGAAAAUUCAUACAGGUGAAAAGCCUUUCUCAUGUGAGAUCUGUGGAAAAUGUUUCACCAAUAGAAAGAGUUUACCUGUUCACAUGAGGACCCACUCUGGUGAGACGGCAUAAUGUGAACCUGAAGUACCAAGUUGGUCUGUAACUUAACUGGCAGACUAGCCAGCAGCAAUUAGCUGCUGGCUAGUCUGCAAAUUAGUUAGCAAAUUAGUUAGCAAACACCUGGUGGAACUGCACAUCUGUUGAGCUAUUUCUUGGUACACUGCUAGUAAAAAUGCUGUUGAAGGUUUUAUAGUGGGGUGAUGUUAUGAUGACUUCCUGAAGACGGUGUUUCAGAAGAAGCAAGAGUUUCAUUGAAAGAUGGAGGUCCAAUUUCAAGGCAUUAAAUUACAAAGUCUUUUUUUUCCUAUUUGGUGUGUAUAUAGCAUUUUUAUAACAAUUGAAGGUAACAUAGAUGCUCGAUUGUGUUAUAAAAUCGCACUAUAUCCCUGGAAAACACAUAAUGUUGCCCCUUUUAAAAUUGAGCAUCUUGGUUUCCAAAGGUUUUCUUCUAGCCCCCCCUAUGGAUUACAAUAAAAUCCCACCCAAAAAAAGAAAAACAAAUCAACUGGGCACACACAUCGUUC